UAGAUUCUGACAUAAAGAUAAAAAAUGACACCAGGUGGUGUCUUCAGAUCCAGAAUCAUCUCUUGUGUCGCUGCUGCUGCUCAGCUUCACCUCUGCUUGUUUCACUCAGAGCCGUAUUUACUGUAAGCCUGGAUUACACUGUAUCUGCUCUGGUUCGGUUCGGUCCGGUCCACUGCAAAGCCCGGAGGAGCUCCAAGAACCAUAAUCAGAUCGCUCGAUAAAAGUCAUUCUGUGGAGGUUAAACAGCUUCAUUUUUCAUUUGAUGCAUCCAGAUAUUUUCAUGUGUUUUGUUCUAUGAUGCAUGAGUUCACUGAGUCCAGAGAAGCUUUAUUUGUUGCAUUUAAUGUUUAAUAGCUUGGUUAUAAUCCCUUAGUUAUCCCAGUAACUGAUCUAACUGAUCUAAUGUUAACUGCUAACACGUGUAUAUAUAAAUAUAUGUAUUUAUUAAUACAAUGAGAUCUAGUCCGUCUUUAGAGAAUUAUUUUGAAAAUCUGGAUUUUGUGCUGGUUCUGUUUCCUGGUGGUCCGGUAUGGUUCAUGCAUAUUGACUCCGGCCGUGCUCCGGUGGGAUCAGAUGGUCGUCCUCACGGCUGCAGCUUCUGGUGCUCUACCUGAUGAAAGCUGAAUGUCUUCUCCUGAUCUGCUGCGUCUCUCUGAUGGCGUCCUCGUCCUCUCCCGUUGUCUGCAGGGAGUCCCUGCAUGUUGUGGACGUUCGCCGUUACAGCAGAGACCAGGCGUCCGCCAUCUACUUUCCCCAGGCUGUCCUCAGCGGUGAGGACCUGUAUGACGUCACGCUGACAGACGGGGAUUGCCGUCUUCAGGUGACUCUGGACCCCGGUCUGAACCAGCUGGUGGAGAGCCGAGUCCUGAAGCCGUGGUCGCCAGUUUAUAACGCUACCUUCAGUCCCGCCCUGAGCGCCCAGCUCCCAGAAUGCCCUGGGGCCUCUGCGGACAGAGACAGCUAUAGACUGGUGAGCGUUCAGGUCAAAGACUCAGCAGAUGAUGAGGAGGAGGAAGGAGUCUGGAGGUCCCAGGUGGCCUGGGACUCGCUGCCCUGGUUCGGAUCAUCAGGACCAACUGGUCCACUGGUUCCACUCAGAGCCAGCAGGAGCGUGUUCCUCCCUCUGUGGAAUAAUGUGGACUACAGUGGAGAGGUGUGGAUGGAGGCUCCGCCCACUGAGGACAGCCUGGAGGAGGAAGAUGAAGAGGAGGAAGGACGACGGCCGUCUGUGACCGUGUCUGAGCUGCGAGACUGCUUCCUGUCUGGUCGCCGUGGCGCCAUACAGUAUCAGCUGAUUGUGCGCAUCAUCAACAAGUCUCACCUGAUGUACUACGGGAGGACAGACAGGAACUGCGAGUGCCCAUAUAAGGCCGUGCUGCAGGCGUGUGACCGAACAGGAAGUGUGUGUGUGGUGCUGUGGAACAGUGUGUGUGUCAGCUGGUAUCGCCGUCUGAAGCCCGGUGACAUCAUCAGCUUGAGACACUACCGGGUCAAACAGCACUACCAGGCCGAGGUUGAUGACAUCGAAAUCAGUGUGAACAGCAGGAAUCCUGCAGCACAAAUAUCCAUUCUCCCUGAAUCCUCUGUCUCACCUGAGUACCUCCCACCUGCGCCCUCAUACAACUUCUACAACAGUAAGGAGCUUCUGGAGCGUCCUCACGGAAACCUGUGUGAUGUCAUCGGCCUGCUGACAUUCACAGGUCGGUCAGAGCGAGUCAGGAGUAAAGGUCGAGGGGCGGGGCUUUUGGAGUACCGCUGGCUCCGAUUGGAGGAUGGCAGCAGUGAUAAACCAAUCAUGGUGAAGCUCUUCUCCACAUCUCAGCCUGAGACACACCUGAAGCUCCACCCAGUGUCUGUGGUCGUCUGCACUCGACUGAAGUCCAUCAGGUCGGAUCAGAGUCCCGACUCUUUCUACCUGACUAACACCACCUACACUCAGGUGUACUGCACAGGACUGGGCCACCACUCCCAGAUGAGCUACCGUAAACUGCAGCAGGUGCGAAUCUUCCUGCAGUGGCUGAGGAGUCAGGACGAUCAGCAGGUGCUGGGCAGGGCUCUGAUUGGAGGAUUCUCCAUGUAUCCGCCUCCUCCGGUCUCCUUGGAGACGUUUAUGAAGGAGAGGAGAGGUGAGCUGGGAUUCCUGCAGGGGUCAGAGCUUCAGAGGGAGCUGGAGAGGCUCUGUUACCGAGAGCGACGCACCUUCUGCCUCCAGGCAACCGUUUCCAUGGUUACCUACAGCCGCAGAGGAGAGGAGGAUUGCUGUUUGUUCUGGAUGGACAGACCUUCAUCCCUCUCCUCAUCCUCCUCCUCUUCACCUUCCAUCAGACCUCUUUCCUCCUCCUUCUCUCCAACCUCUCUGUCCUCGGCCCUCAGUGUGUCCACCCCUCGUCCUGCAGACCUCAGCUCGUCACGGAAGAGGAGGAAGCUGCUGCUGUCUGAGACGCCCAGCAAGAGAUGUCCUCUCCUCACAGUCCACACAGAAAACAACAACAAGACAGUGAUCCUGUUUGAAGCCUCCAUGGAGUUUCUGGAAAACGCCGCUGAUGAAGAAGAUGAGGAGGAGGAGGCCGAUGAAGACUCUUCAUCCUUCUGCACCGCCCCCCUCCCCCCGGUGUUCCCACCCAUCGCCACCGAAACCUUACCGUUGCAUUUUGACUACAAUCACAGGGAGGAGCAGGCAGCUGCCGUCGGAAUGGGAGGCGGAUCCAAAGCGGAGCGCUUUGACUCCGCCCCUAGAGACUACUACACAGUGAGAUUGAGAGCUCUUUCAGACGGCCUGAUGAUCGAUGCAGUCUUCCUCCCUCACUUCUCCUCCUCCCUGCUCCAUCACUCCAACACCUGGACCUCCAUCCUGUCCCAUGGAGCCUUCUCCUCACACAAACCUCCACCUUCACCAGCUGACCUCAUCGCCAUGGCGCCCCAGCUGGCCAAUCAGAGGCUUGUUUGUGUCCUGGAGGCGUGUCACCUGGGCGGAGCCAGGACUGAACUGGUCCUGAGUCGAGGGUUCCACCUUAAAGACUGAGAGCUCCUCAUCAUCUGCUGUUUCCAGCGAUGAAGAGGAACUUUUUCACUUUACCCUGGAAGCUGUGGUCCAGAAGAACCGAACCCUGAUGAUGUGUCAGAAACCUCUGUUCCUCUAACGUUUCAGCAGGGUGGAGCAUCCAGACGGGAAGGAUCUUUGAUCGUUCUUCUCCUCUCUCCAGAUCAGCCUUCAGGUUUUCUGCUGGACUUAGUUCUGUGUUGAUGUGGCCAUAUGUGACCCUGGACCCGUGGAAGAGACACUGACCCACAGUACCACGGGUCCUCCACCAUACAUAACAGGGGACAUAAGAUGUUCUUCCACAUAUUCUUGCUUAGCUCCACAGCAGAACCACCUGGAGUGUUGUGAAAGUCUCUCCUGACCGAAGCUUCCAGCAUGGUUCUGAUGGUUGGACAGAUGGAGAUAACAUCUAAUGGUUGUCAUGGAGACCUGAUGACCCCUGGAUGCCACUCUUUACUGUAGUUCUCCAACGGUGAACUUAGGAGAUGUUUAUCCUCCUCACUGUGUGGAGGAACAUAAACGUGGGUCCUGGUCCGGUCCAGUGGACCAAAUGGACCUCUGUGUCACAUCACAUUUAUACCCCAGGGAACCAGAAAGUCACGAAGUUUCAGGUUCAGAAGAACCUUCAGGUUUAUUUAUUUCUGAAAAUUAAUUUCUUAAUGUUGGACCUUUUCACUGAAUGAACUCUGUCUUUUACACAUCUUCAUCAGGGACGGGUAAUAAACUGGGCUCCAUACGGCUGGUACCAGUAGAAGGUUUCAGAAACGAUCUGAAGGAGGUCCAAAUGUCUGCAGAGGUGACAUCACUGCAGCAUCCACAGACCUUCAUGCCAAUGUAGGAGAGCAGACAUGUGAACAGAAGUUCCCACAGAUCUGGUUCUGCUCAGCAGCAGAUGUUCUGAAUGAAACAUGUUUUAGGUUCUGUGAAGUGAGACCUAAAGACCCGAUCCAUUUCUGUUGACUCUGUCUGGUUUAUAAUAGACCCUGAUCUGCAAGUUCUGGGUGUUCUGCUCCAACAUCUCUGUGUUGAAAUCAUACCAGAACCUAGCAGAACCACUGUGGAAGCGGUUCUCUGAACCAUGUUGAAGCCCACAGCUGCUCCUGACAUCUGCUCAGACUUCCUGCUGGAGCCUAAUGCUUCCAGAGCUUUGGACCUGGAAAUAAUGUUCUCAUGAUGUUCUCAUGAUAUGUUCUGCUCCUGUUUCCAGCAGUGUUGACGUUCUGAUCAAACCGCCUGUUUGCCUCUCUGUGUUUUCUAAACUGUGAAGAAGUUUCCUGUAAAGAAAUCUGAAGGUCCUGCAUGGGAUCCUCCUUGAAGGUUUCUUCAAACAGGAAGUAACUCUUUACUUGGUGGAAACAAGUGGAGCUCAAACGCUCCAUGGUCUUCCUACACAUCUGAUACUGCAGCACAGUCUGAUCUUCAUAACAUGACAUUCAUAACUACUUGACCACUUGGGGGCGCUCUCAGAGCAUUGAGACUUCACCUCCAGAUGGUCCAGUUGUCCUCAGAUAUGGAAAUAAACCAGAUUUUGAUGUCACAGUGAAAGCAGCUUUGUCCUGACGCAGUAGGACACACCCUUCAUCCCAACACACACACCAUAGAAAAUAAGGGAUCCUAAUAAAUGACACACACCUGA
Messenger RNA from Girardinichthys multiradiatus, 4676 nucleotides. RefSeq names its product RPA-related protein RADX. Gene Ontology annotation, molecular function: single-stranded DNA binding. Gene Ontology annotation, biological process: regulation of DNA repair. Gene Ontology annotation, cellular component: replication fork. The record is from RefSeq and is a predicted model, not a curated record. Lineage: Eukaryota; Metazoa; Chordata; Actinopteri; Cyprinodontiformes; Goodeidae. The transcript has 19 exons. The coding region runs from base 614 to 3022 and encodes 802 amino acids.